AUGGUGUUCAAGUGCUCUCUGUUUCUUCUGAUCUUCUGCUUUCUGGGUUCUACUUUCGGAGUUCAUCAUGCUCGCACCCAUCUUCAGAAUCUAAAUCCAAAUGCUUCUUCACUUCUCACCGGAAUCGAAAUACCUAAUCAUUCAAGCUUUAAUGGAAUCUCGGAUUCUUCUUCUUCUUCUUCAGAUUGCGGCUUCUCCUCGACGGAGAAAACAGAAACAUCAGACGGAAGAGAAACAGGUAGGAAUGAAUUUGAAUCGGUCAAACUCCACCUGAAACACCGAUCACCGGGUCAAACACCCAUGCCCGCUAAAGAGUCAUUAUUCCAUUCGGCCGCAAGUGAUGUCACCAGGAUCCAAACGCUUCACAAAAGGAUCCUAGAGAAGAAGAUUCGCAACACCGUUAUGAAUCCGAAGAAGCACGAUGAAAGUUCUGCCGUAAAGCUCAAGCCUGCAGUAGAAGAAGCGCCGGCGGUGGUGGAGAGUUACGCCGGAAAACUUAUGGGUACUCUGAAAUCAGGGGUAACACUCGGUUCCGGAGAGUAUUUCAUGGAUGUUUUUCUGGGUCCCCAUUACGAUCCCCAACAAUCAUCAUCUUACCGGAAUAUCAGUUGCCAUGAUCGCCGGUGCAGCCUUGUUUCAUCCCCAGAACCUUCCAGACCUUGCAAAGCUGAAGAUGAAUCUCAAUCCUGCCCUUAUUUUUACUGGUACGGCGACAGUUCUAACACCACCGGCGAUUUCGCCACAGAGACUUUCACAGUGAACUUGACCACCAAUGUCGAUGGGCAUAAACAACAGCACAAGGAGGUCCAGGUAAAUAAUGUCAUGUUCGGCUGCGGCCAUUGGAACCGAGGUCUAUUUCAUGGUGCUGCUGGAUUGCUAGGGCUAGGACGAGGCCCACUAUCCUUCGCCUCUCAACUCCAAUCUUUAUACGGCCAUUCCUUUUCCUAUUGUCUUGUUGAUCGGGACAGCAACUCCAGCGUCAGCAGCAAGUUGAUUUUCGGAGAAGACAAGGGUCUUUUGAAUCACCCGGAAUUAAAUUUCACUUCAUUGAUAGGCGGCAAAGAAGCUCCGGUCGAUGUUUUCUACUACGUUCACAUCAAAUCCGUGAUCGUCGCCGGAGAAACCCUGGAUAUACCUGAACACACAUGGGAUUUAACGGCAGAUGGAUUUGGGGGAACCAUCAUCGAUUCCGGAACUACUCUUAGUUACUUUGCUGAUCCUGCUUACAACAUCAUCAAGAAAGCAUUCAUGGAGAAAGUUAAAGGCUACCCUUUGGUUAACGAUUUCCCAAUCCUUGAACCCUGUUAUAACGUUUCUGGGAUUGCGGAUUAUAAAAAAGAUUUGCCAUCUUUUGGGAUCUUGUUCAACGAUGGCGCAGUGUGGAAUUUCCCUGUUGACAAUUAUUUCAUCAAACUUGAACCGGAAGAGAUUGUGUGCUUGGCAGUUUUGGGUACACCACGAUCUUCUUUAUCGAUUAUUGGCAAUUAUCAGCAGCAGAACUUUCAUAUCAUGUAUGAUACGAAGAAAUCUAGGCUCGGAUUUGCUCCAACAAGGUGUGCAGAUGUUUAA
Messenger RNA from Lactuca virosa, 1569 nucleotides. Lineage: Eukaryota; Viridiplantae; Streptophyta; Magnoliopsida; Asterales; Asteraceae. The record is from the annotation of a GenBank genome assembly.